Emiliania huxleyi CCMP1516 is the source of this 660-nucleotide messenger RNA. RefSeq lists its product as hypothetical. The coding region runs from base 1 to 660 and encodes 219 amino acids. The transcript is spliced from 4 exons. The record is from RefSeq and is a predicted model, not a curated record. Lineage: Eukaryota; Haptophyta; Isochrysidales; Noelaerhabdaceae.
AUGCGCGAUGGGGGACUAGCACUAGCCGUCUUCCACAUGUCGGUUGAGGUCGCCGCCCUCCUCGUGCCUCUUCCCAACGUUCCCUCGGCGGCCGAUGCCGUCUGCUCCGGCUCCCCAGUCCCCGGUUCUGCCCUGCUCUCGUCUGCGCUAGCUUCUGUUUCGUCAUCACUGAUGCCCGUCCUCUUCUUUCUCCUCUUGUUGUAUGCUUUGUACAUCGCGUCGAUUCCUUUUCGCGUGAGCACCACCCUGAAGCCCGCCCAGCAGCUGAACCGCUCCCUAAGUCGAAGGAGCAUCAUCAGUCUCACCCACUUCGCUCGCUGCCCACUGUCUCCGCUCCCUCCCGUUUGGGCCGCCGUCGCGGCCCUCGCUGGCCGGGCCUCCUUCCACCCAGCGAAGAGCUUCCUCAGCCACUCAAUGUGUUCCUCUCUCUUCAUUAUGCGCGCGGUAGCCUCAUCGUUGAACUGGAUCCACCUCUGCACCGCUCCCGUCGCCGCCUCGGCCACGACUUGCAAGUUCCUCGUGACCCCGGCGCCAAGGAUGCCACGAAUGCCUGAAGGAGAGGGAGGCGAGGCCAGAGGCAGGCUCAGCUGCUCUUGGGUGAUCCCGCUUUGGUGGCUGAAGGACCCGAUGGUCCUGUCACAUUCGUGUUCCGAGUCGUAA